This is a messenger RNA of Pieris macdunnoughi, 639 nucleotides long. NCBI's taxonomy places the organism in Eukaryota, Metazoa, Arthropoda, Insecta, Lepidoptera, Pieridae. The record is from the annotation of a GenBank genome assembly.
AUGCCAACACCAAAUAAGGAAAAAUGGAUAAACAUUGCUGAGAAAUUCUACAAAGAAGCGAAUUUUCCUAAUUGUGUUGGCGCCAUUGAUGGCAAACAUAUUAGAAUUACUUGCCCUCCGAAUGCUGGAUCCAAAUAUUAUAAUUAUAAAAAAUAUCAUUCGAUUAUUUUAUUGGCAGUGGUUGACGCAGACUACUGUUUUACAUUCAUUGACGUUGGUGCUCCAGGUCGAGAAGGUGAUGCUGCGUUCGGUUUAAAUAAAAAUGUUAUGAGACCAUUUUCUUUACGAAACAUAACAACGCCUAAGAAAAUUUAUAAUUAUCGACUGUCUAGAGCUCGCCGCUUUGUGGAAGAAUGUGCAUUUGGUAUCCUCAGUAACAAGUGGCGAAUUUUUCAUUCAAGUAUCAUGAUCAAUCCACUGAGUGCCAAACACAUUAUAAAAGCAGCUUGUGUAUUACACAACUUCGUAAGACGCAGAGAUGGUUAUCAAUUUGAAGAUACGAUUCGAUGUGAUAUGGAAGAAUUCGAUGGAGUCCAGGCAGUUGGAGGCCGAUCUAGUGGCAUUGCAGUAAGAGUUUCAUUUGUUGAAUACUUCAAUGGCCCUGGAGCCGUUCCUUGGCAAAACAGGAUGAUUCAUUAA